ACCCUUGCUAUCUUAGUCUUUAAUCUCUUUAUGGCUUUCACAAACCAACAUUUCCAACUCCUCUUAUGUUUUUCCUUAGUCCUAGUGUUAGGGCUUUGGGCGACCCAACCCUUGGCACAUCCUCUCGACGAUCACAAGGCCAGCUUGUCACUAAAAGAGAGGCACGAGCGUUGGAUGACUCAAUAUGGACGUGUCUACAAGGAUGAGAUCGAAAAGGAGAAGCGUUUCAACAUAUUCAAAACUAAUGUUGAAUACAUAGAUAAUUUCAAUGCUAAUGCAUCAAAUAAAUUGUACACAUUAGGUACAAACGCCUUCACGGAUCUAACUACAGAGGAGCUAAUAGCUACUCACACCGGGAUUAAAAAACAAUUUAUUUCGGAAUCAAUGUCCACAAGGACAACCCAGUUUAGGCAUGAAAAUCUUACGGAUGAUGAUAUCCUACCUUCAAUAGAUUGGAGAGAACACGGAGCUGUCAUGGGGGUUAAGGACCAAGGGUUAUGCGGAAGCUGUUGGGCAUUCUCAGCAGUCGCGGCAGUAGAAGGUUUAAACAAAAUAAAAACAGGACAACUAAUCUCACUAUCAGAGCAAGAACUUCUCGAUUGUGUUAAAGAUUACGGAUGUGGUGGCGGAGAGAUGACAAAAUCAUUCACAUUUAUCCAACAAAACAAAGGAAUAUCAACAGAAGCCGAGUACCCAUAUCAGGACACUCAGUCGCAGUGUCAGGCUCGUACUCUUGGAAGCAAUGCAGUGACAAUAGACGGGUUUCAAAGAGUUCCUAACGAUGAGUCCGCCCUGAUGAAAGCAGUUUCACAACAGCCUGUCGCGGUUUGUAUUGAUAUUCAUGGGAUUGACUUCAGACACUACAGCAAUAGUAUCUAUAAUGGGGAUUGUGGCCGCGAUAACAUUAAUCAUGCUGUUACUGUGGUCGGGUACGGGACUGAUACAAAUGGGACUGAUUAUUGGGUGUUGAAGAAUUCGUGGGGUGAAAGUUGGGGUGAAAAUGGUUAUAUGAGGAUUAUUCGAGGUCAGAACAAAUGUGGUAUCACUUCUUAUGCUUCUUAUCCUAUAUAAUUUACGAAAAUUUGUACAAAAAUUAAGCGGCGAACUAGCUAGCUAAGCUACAAUGUACGUACUCAGAUCAUAUCUUGUUUUUUUUGGUGUUUAAAUAGCCACAAGGGCGGGUGUUGAGAAUCGAUCCCAGAAUCAUUUGGAACCGAGAGGGGAGCUCUAACCACUUAAGCUAUCCUUCACUCACUCUGAUCAUUUCUUGUUGUAUGUGAGUUUUGGUCACUUUGCCAAUGUUCUAAGGCCAUUUUUUCUGUGGGUGUGUUUAUCAGGUUGUUAUGUUUUUGUUUGUGUGAAUGGAUUUUUUGUUUCAUGGGAUGUCGUGAUAGCUUUAUACAAAUAGUGCUCGUUUUCUAAGAAAUAUCUUAAUUAGUGAAACUUAAUUUUAUGAACCUUUGCAUUUUACGUUGUUGAAGUUAAAAUUACUUCAUCGGGUCUAUAAUAUGGAGAAUCAAGUUCUAACAAGCCUAUAUAUAGGUCUCAAACAAGAGAUCAUUUUUUUUUCUUCUAAAGAACAACCAAACACAAGAUAUGAAGAAUCCAGUACAGUUCUAACUUGGA
Chenopodium quinoa (quinoa) is the source of this 1626-nucleotide messenger RNA. Its product is annotated as zingipain-2-like. Gene Ontology annotation, cellular component: lysosome. Bases 31 to 1071 code for a protein of 346 amino acids. Gene Ontology annotation, molecular function: cysteine-type endopeptidase activity. NCBI's taxonomy places the organism in Eukaryota, Viridiplantae, Streptophyta, Magnoliopsida, Caryophyllales, Amaranthaceae. The record is from RefSeq and is a predicted model, not a curated record. The transcript is spliced from 2 exons.